CCACUUCACGGGAAUGUUAGACUGUCAGCUGAUCGAAGUGCAAACCAGCUUUGCAAAGCUCUCCCUCGGCAGAGCUCUGUGACAGUAAAACCGCAUGGAUGAAGUUUAGAGCAACAAAUGAGGGCUGGAUACAAUUUUUUUCCCCACUGCCAGACACUGAUAUAAAAUCGCAGCCUUCUAAUAAAAAGGUCAAAAAGUCAAUUCGUGUUCCUGUGGUCACGUGGACCUGGUUUGUGAAAAGUGCCAUUUUGAGUGGUUUUAUUUGGAAAUCCGGACGGUAAACCCACCCAGUUGAUAGGGCCAAGCCAGGGGGUAACGCAUCUAGAACACCCAUUAACGCGUAUGACAGAAAAAGAGAGCUAAAAAAAGAUUUAUGCACGUUAAAUAUUUAUCUCCUCUAUGCCCUUCAGCGUGUUGAGAUUUCCAGUUCACUUUCACAAGACAAGCAGUCCUUGUUUCUUCGUUCUGAACUGUCCUCUAACAGCUGAUUGACAGUUCGCCAUUACUGAGCUGGGUGGUCCGUCUUGUUUACAAGCAACGAUUCAGCCGGAUGUAAUUUUUAGGACGAGUUGAUCGAAUAAGAGCAAGUCCUUCCGCCUUACUUGUUUUCGCAAAACCAUAAAAAUGUUGUCGGUGAUUCGUCGCUCAUCCAGGAUUCCGAGCCUGAGGAGCUAUUCUGCGGCUGUGGCAAUUCCAGCUCCGUCCCCUCAGCCCGAUAUUUACUUCAACAAGAUUUUUAUUAAUAAUGAGUGGCAUGAUGCUGUCAGUAAGAAAACAUUCCCAACCAUCAAUCCCUCCACAGGGGAAAUCAUCUGUCAAGUUGCUGAAGGAGAUAAGGCUGACGUGGAUAAAGCAGUGAAGGCAGCAAAAGAUGCAUUUAAAUUUGGAUCACCAUGGCGACUGAUGGAUGCAUCAGAAAGAGGGUUCCUUUUAAACCGCUUUGCUGACCUCAUUGAGCGUGAUAGAGCAUAUUUAGCAUCAUUGGAGACCUUGGAUAAUGGAAAACCAUACCACAUAGCCUACACGGCAGACUUAAGUUUGGUUAUUAAGUGCAUCAGGUAUUAUGCAGGCUGGGCUGAUAAAUACCAUGGUAAGACCAUUCCCAUUGAUGGAAACUAUUUCUGCUAUACACGUCGUGAGCCGGUUGGUGUGUGUGGGCAAAUCAUUCCGUGGAAUUUUCCAUUGACAAUGCAGGCCUGGAAACUUGGACCAGCAUUAGCAACUGGAAAUGUGGUGGUGAUGAAGGUGGCUGAGCAGACCCCACUAACAGCACUCUACACAGCAAAUUUGAUUAAAGAGGCUGGAUUUCCACCAGGAGUAGUGAAUAUUAUUCCUGGUUAUGGACCAACAGCAGGAGCAGCUAUUGCCUCACAUAUGGAUGUAGAUAAAGUUGCAUUUACAGGAUCCACUGAGGUUGGCCAUCUGAUCCAGCAGGCUGCAGGAAAAACUAAUUUGAAAAAGGUGACAUUGGAGCUGGGUGGGAAAAGUCCUAACAUUAUACUUUCUGAUGCUGAUGUGAACUAUGCAGUUGAGGAGGCCCAUACAGCUCUGUUCUUUAACCAAGGUCAAUGUUGCUGUGCUGGAUCACGUACUUAUGUUCAAGAAUCUAUCUACAAUGAAUUUGUAGAGAAGAGUGUGGAAAGAGCAAAGCGUCGUACUGUGGGAAAUCCAUUUGACUCCAAGAAUGAGCAGGGACCACAGGUGGAUGAAGAGCAAUUCAAUAAGAUUCUGGGAUAUAUUAGCAGUGGAAAGAAAGAAGGAGCAAAGCUACUCUGUGGUGGUGGAGUGGCAGCAGAUCGUGGGUAUUUUAUCCAGCCAACUGUGUUUGGAGACGUGAAGGAUGACAUGAUUAUUGCUAGAGAGGAGAUUUUUGGACCAGUGAUGCAGAUUCUGAAGUUUAAGACACUUGAGGAGGUGAUUGAACGAGCAAAUGAUACCAAAUAUGGACUUGCAGCAGCAGUUUUCACUAAUGAUCUCAAUAAGGCUAAUUACAUCUCUCAUGGUUUACGUGCAGGAACUGUCUGGAUAAACUGCUAUGAUGUGUUUGGGGCUCAAGCUCCAUUUGGUGGAUACAAAGCUUCAGGUAGUGGACGGGAACUUGGAGAGGAUGGAUUGGAAGCGUACACAGAAGUAAAGACGGUGACAACCAAGGUUCUUCAGAAGAAUUCCUAAACCUACCUGCCCACUAACUUGUAGGCUUUUUAAGUAUGGAAUUCAAAAGAGUGCUGCAUUUAAAUUGAUUUAAUAAAUAACUUUAAUCAAAAGCCUGAUUUAUAUAAUCAUCACAUUAAUUUUGAACUUGGUCAAUAUAAUCUUUUUCCUAAGCUGGAAAAAAACACAUGACAUGGAAUUUCUUCAAAUGUCUGGUAAUGAGCUUCAAUUAUACUUGUAGAUAUUAUUUCGUGUGGGGAAUAAAGGAAUUAAAUAUAGUGGAUGAUGGAUGCAAGUCAGGACAUCUUUAUUGAAAUUUGAUUUGGUUUGAUAGGAUUACUGUCAAAUUUAAAAUACUUGUCUGCUUGAUCAUUAAAGAAAACAGCAUAAUUUUUUUCUCUUUAAAUCAUUGAAAAUAAUUGUAAGAAUUCCAUCCAUAUUUCAUAAGGAUAAUAGAUUUCUCAUUAACUACAGGUACACCAUACAUAUCACAAGUCAUGACAAGAUUGAAUGCACAUUUUUACUUUAAUACUAACUAAAUUUCUGUAAUGAUCAGUAAACCUUUUUGGAAAUUUAGUUUAGGAUUGAAUAUUAGAAUCACUGUACAGCAUCCAAUAAAGAGAAUUUAUUUGCUAA
Messenger RNA from Pristis pectinata (smalltooth sawfish), 2787 nucleotides. RefSeq names its product aldehyde dehydrogenase, mitochondrial-like. The record is from RefSeq and is a predicted model, not a curated record. Gene Ontology annotation, molecular function: aldehyde dehydrogenase (NAD+) activity. Bases 625 to 2172 code for a protein of 515 amino acids. Lineage: Eukaryota; Metazoa; Chordata; Chondrichthyes; Rhinopristiformes; Pristidae. The transcript has 13 exons.